Closterium sp. Yama58-4 is the source of this 4002-nucleotide messenger RNA. Lineage: Eukaryota; Viridiplantae; Streptophyta; Zygnematophyceae; Desmidiales; Closteriaceae. The record is from the annotation of a GenBank genome assembly.
AUGGACUCUCAUCACAACCCAGACACUGUCAUGACUGACGAGCAGCUUGCUGCUGGGGAGGAAACGAUCACCGACCUCGGCGAUUACGUCCUCGAAGAUCUCCCCGACGGCGUUCCGCCGGAACUUAACGAAGAGCCUGCUGCUAAGAAGCAGUGUGGCGAAGGGACCUCCUCUGGUGCUGCUGGGGCUAGCGCUCCUGCUGCUGCGCCGCUGGUGCCGCAGCCGAUGCAGCGCUCUAACUCUUCCGGUAGCUCCGCGGCCACGGCCCCCUCGUCGUCUCGUCCGUCGGCCCCACCAAGGCCGAGGUCUGCUCCGCCCUCUCGGCCGCAGCCUCCUGUCCAGGAAGCCGCGGUUGAACAGCCUUCAGCCGGAACUGCCGCCAACCUCUCCCUGUCGGUGCGAUACCGCAACCUCCGCCGUCACCGCCCCUCCGUGGGUACCGAGCUCCGGUCCCUGACGCGCGACCCGCUGCUACUGGUUGCGGUGAUGUUUCGGGAGUGCUCUGAGGAGGUUCGGGAGAGUAUCCUCUCCCGGAUCGCCGCUGCGCUCCCCGGCUCUGCUGCCUUCAACCGUGCUGUCCCGCAGUUUGACGCGGCUACGGGUGAGCCGCUGCUCUUGCCGCGCAGGACGUAUUUUCGGCACAUCUACUCCUGGACCUCCGCUGCUGACGCACGCAUCUUCCGCGGGCUGUUUGCGGUUCCUUUCCUUGUGCGGUUGAACAACAGCCGCCCAAUCGAGGUUAAGAUUUACGUGGACCCAUACCCUGAAUUCUCGGCUGCAAAGGCUCGUGGCGACACGUACAUGGUGGUGCGGAACGUGCCGCUUGGUGUCCAGCCCGAAGAACUGCGCGCCUCUCUGCUCAGCGGCAAAACCGAUGAUGAUUUGCCGUGGCUUGCGGAUCUCCUGCAUUUUCACCGGCUCAAGGACCCUUAUGACGGCUCGGCUUACUCGCAGAUGCUUGGACUCCCGGUUGCGGCCGAAGGAGAUCCUUCCUUUAACCGCAUCUCGGCUAUCCUCUGGAUCCCGGACCAGGAGGAGCCCGCCUUCCUCAACAUAUCAUGCCACGCGUGCACCCUGUGCUCAAGCAACCACAGGCUUGAGGAUCACGCAUGCUUCGCCAUCACCCGACGCAACCGGGUCGCCAACAGGCAAUCCAUCACCAUGUCUGCGCUGCAGGCGGUUAACGGCAAGCUCCUUGGACAGCACGCUUCCACGGCAGCUUUCAAGAAAGACCCCGGCCUGCUCCUCAUUAGCCUGGACCUCGACGUGGAGGUGUGGGCGUGUUCGAUCUGUGACUUCGUGUGCGGCAUCGCUCUCGACAGCGCGAUGUUUCACCUCAACUCCGAUCAGCACCGCAACAGGCUGAAGGACCCUGCGCACCAGAAUGUCAGCAAGGACAAAUACGGGGCCUGCCAUAUUCGGAUUGCCCGUGCAGUCAACCCCACGGACGAGGGCCUCGGUGAGCAGCUGCGCGCUGCAUCCCAACAGUUUGACAAGUACGAGGCUUUUCGCGCCGCAGAUAUAGCCCUCAAAGCGAAGCUGAAAGUCGAAGGCCCCCGCGAAAUGGGAGUCUCCUCAUUGCUGGUCGGGAUUAACUCUCGUAUCAAAGCCUCGCUGGUCACGUCCCUUCAAUCCCCCUCAGGCGAGCUCGUCUCGGACCUCCCCACGAUGAGCACCUUAUGCACCACCUUCUUCCAAGACCUAUACAGUGCCUCGCACCUCGUUCGAUACGACGAGAAUUUCUGGUCGCAUGUCCCCCCCUCCCAGCUCCCCCCUCACACUUCCUCCCGACUCGCGCUACCCUUCUCUAUGGAGGAAAUCGCCUCUGCUAUCAGCAAGCUCCCGCGCUGUAAAACUCCAGGGCCGGACGGCCUGACAGGGGAACUCUUCCGCUCCUUCAAGACCAGCUUCACCCCAGCCAUCCACUCCCUGUUCCUUGCCUCCUCCUCCGCCCUCCCCCCCACGAUGCUGCAGGGUCGCACGGUGCUUAUCCCCAAAAAAGGGGAUUCCACCGUACUUGAUAACCUCCGCCCGAUCACCUUAAUGAAUUCCGACUAUAAAAUCCUUGCCAUUUGCCUCGCCUCCUGCCUCCAACCCUUACUCCCUUCCCUCAUUCACCACUCUCAAGCUGCGUUUAUCAAAUCCAGGAAAAUCGUUGAUACGCUUAAUGAUACUCUCGAUAUCUUCAACUGGGCCACCACACAAAAAUUCCCUUUGCUUGCCCUGACAGUUGACAUUCGCAAAGCAUAUGAUUUAGUCGAUCGAGAAUUCAUGCUCACCUGCCUCGCAACCCUCGGUCUGCCUCCCCCGUUCCUCCGUUGGGUUCGGCUUAUGCAUACCAAUACGACCACAAAAAUAUCCGUCAACAACUUCUGUGGGCCGGCCAUCCCUGUCCGCUCAGGUGUACGGCAAGGGUGUCCCCUUGCCCCCCUUCUCUUUCUUUGUGUUAUCGAAGUUUUCCAUCGCUAUGCUUCUCACUUCCUUCCCAGCUUCCCCAUCUCCUGCACCCAACGACGGCUAAUGUCGUGCUAUGCAGACGACGUGACAAUAUUCCUUAACUCUGACAAAAAGCUCCAGAAGGCCUCUCACGUUCUCCUUUCCUUUGCCGCGGUGUCAGGCGAAUACCCGAACCGGGCCAAAUAUUUCAACCCCCCCCCCACCCCCUCCAUUCAAGCCAUCGACGCAGUCGUUGGGAACUUACUCUCGUCGUCCAAAUACCAAGCGGAAGGUCGUACUCACCGGCUCCUCGCUCAUAACACCAUAUACAACAGAGUCGAGCACGGCGGGCUCGGGGCAAUCCGUCCCACCACGCAAAUACUUGCGCUGAACGCUCAGCGUGCACUGCGUCGCUUCUCCCACCUUCCCAACGCAGCCGUCGCAAGGGAGCUCGUACCCAUCCCCUUCGGCCUCCACGGCUUCCUGCUUCACAAAGACUUCCUCGCGGCUCUCCCUGACGCCGUCCCGACCCGCCUACGACAAGAAGUCCGGAGUCUCACCUCGCUCUCCCUUAACGUGCUGCCCCCCCGCCCCGAGUUCUGGUGCAUCCUGGCCGAACUUGUCCCGUUCAACCCCCUCCUCUGCAAGGAGGACGGGCGACCCUUCGGACGGCUCAAAGACGAGGCCUUCCUCUUAACGGAAGAAGUCCGUAUUGGCCAUCUUGUGCGCCGCGACGCCACAGGUGCCCGCCGGAUGACUAAGGAGGAAAUCCUGCUCAAAUACCCCCCCCGCAACUACCCUUGCAGCCGCCGUAUCCUCCACGAAAUUUAUGAGGCGAUGCCGGACGAAUGGUUGGCGGCCCUAUCCUCCUCCCACAGCCGCGUGCCCCUGUCCUCUGGCGACUGGGUGAUAAUGGCGGCAGAUAUGCACUCCCUUCCUCGCCUCGCUUAUGAAGUCGUCUCCAUUAUCUCAACUGAUUCCUUCCAGGCCAGCGCCUACCCCAUCGACCCAGUAGGUAGAAUCUCGAAGGCGGCUGAGGCUCGUUGCCUCCUCCGCAUUCGAGAUACGGUGCAGGUGCUCGUGACAGAUCGGUGGCUCUGCGGUACCUUUUGCUCAGGAGCGGGACUAGCAGCGCGAUUGGAGAUUCUACACGAGGGCGCCCCUUCACUAGCGACGAUCAGGAGCCUGGCUUACACGCAACAGCCGCUUCCGCAUGCGCAACGAUGGAUUAACAUCCUUCCUGACCCAGGUCCCAGCCUCGUUCCUGACUACACGCACGACUUCCUAGCAGAACAACCCUCUUCGCAGCGUGACGUGCUAUUUCGGCUUUACGCUCGUGCGCUGCCCUCUGGUUCACGAUUCCUUUACACUGCCGAUAAGGGCAUCUGCGGGGGGUGCAACAGAGGAGUCAUUGAAGACCUGCCUCACCUCUUUUUCGAAUGCGGUGUUGCCCAACCCAUCACCGCGGCGCUUCAACGGACCGCCCGCCUUCACAUGGGAAUUUCCACUCCAGCGGCGUUGACCCUCUUCCCUAUGACCUCAGCUGCGGGCCGGGUCGCUCCCUGA